CUGCUGCUGCUCUGCCGCCCGACUCUGCCUGUGAGCCGUGCUAUCGGAGCAGCGUGCGCAAAGCAGUGUCAGUCGAGUAGAGAACUCACGAGUGUCCACUUUAGCUUCCGAGAGGCUCCCUGUCGUUACAAGCUCGUGUGUUAUACUUACUUAUCGGCAAGUUUUUCUGCACGUCGUGUGAACACGCACAUCGUAAGAUAUUACGUUCAGUGAAGGUUUUUUUUCCACGAAUUUUCCCCGCCAAUAACAAGGAAACAUAAUGGCCUGCAACAGAGCAACCAAGUCCGGAUUCGCCGCCGAGGCUCAGCGCAAAAUCAACAGUAAAUACAGCGAAGAAUUGGCCCAAGAGAGCUUAGAAUGGAUCAAAACGAUCACCAACGAAAACAUCAACACAAGCGGAGAUAUGGACAACUUUUACGACACCUUGAAAGACGGUACGCUGCUUUGCCGACUGGUUAACUGCAUCAAGCCUAACUCUGUAAGAAAAAUUAAUCAGUCCACUAUGGCGUUCAAAUGCAUGGAAAAUAUCAAUGGUUUCCUCGAGACGGCUCGCGAUUUGGGAGUACCAGCUCAGGAGAGCUUCCAGACCGUCGAUCUUUGGGAAAGACAGAAUCUGAAUUCUGUCGUUACCUGCCUUCAAUCUCUCGGUAGAAAGGCUGGCAAUUACGGUAUGCCGAGCAUCGGACCCAAAGAAGCCGACAAAAACAUUCGCAACUUUUCCGAGGAGCAGCUCAAGGCCGGUCAAGGUAUCAUCAGUCUCCAAUAUGGUAGCAACAAAGGUGCCACUCAGAGCGGCAUAAACUUUGGCAACACAAGACACAUGUAAAUUGUUGCUCGAGGUCCAAGAACGAAGCCUUCCAAAAAUAUAUUUGCAGAAUCAAAGACUAUAUAUUAAUCGAGAAGAUUUUUAUAUCUAUUGCAAACAUGAAGCAAGGGAAAUAACGAUAUUUUUUUAAAUAUAAUUAUACUUUCGUACAGACUAUGAAAAAUCUUGAGAAACUCCCUUUUUUGACGUUAGCCUUUUUUAAAUAUUAAUUGGUACUCUGGAAGUACAGAAAAAAAUAUUUAUAAAUAAUCAUAAAAAUGUACUGAGCCAUUUUCACCUUGUUAAGAUUUAAUUGACAAAUGAAACUCUUUUGCGCAGGAGAUGCAAUGUAACUUUUACUUGCACUUGAUUUCAAAGAGAUACAUCUAUCAUGAAUAUAAAUUUCCAUUUUAAGUAUUAAACUAAUGUAAACAUGAAAAUGUUUAUGUAUAGAAUGAAAACAAAAACAAAUCUUAUGGUCAUUGUAUUUAAAAAUUGUUAAAAUAAUCUAAUGAGAUAUA
Trichogramma pretiosum is the source of this 1326-nucleotide messenger RNA. It is a transcript of the gene Chd64, whose product is annotated as myophilin. The coding region runs from base 260 to 826 and encodes 188 amino acids. The record is from RefSeq and is a predicted model, not a curated record. The transcript has 4 exons. NCBI's taxonomy places the organism in Eukaryota, Metazoa, Arthropoda, Insecta, Hymenoptera, Trichogrammatidae. Gene Ontology annotation, molecular function: protein binding.